This is a messenger RNA of Carassius gibelio (silver crucian carp), 2044 nucleotides long. Its product is annotated as proline-rich protein 5-like. The transcript is spliced from 8 exons. Gene Ontology annotation, cellular component: TORC2 complex. The record is from RefSeq and is a predicted model, not a curated record. Lineage: Eukaryota; Metazoa; Chordata; Actinopteri; Cypriniformes; Cyprinidae. Bases 936 to 1883 code for a protein of 315 amino acids. Gene Ontology annotation, biological process: TORC2 signaling.
UUUCACACAGAAAAACACUGAUUAUUCAUUAUCAAGAAUGACUAAAACCCUUCCCAUAGGUAAUGAAUCAGUAACCAGUUGACGAGGCAAAUUUACCCAGUGUGCAGAAGGGACAUCAAAAUCUGCCUUGAGGGAAAACAAAGAUUUGCAAAGUCUGUUUUCAGUAAGAUUACCAGAUCUAAAAGAGGACACAUUCACUCUGUACGAACCCACAGUGUUUUUUUGUUUUUGUUUUGUCCUUAACGCAGAAGCCCUGAUCUAGAUUAUAUAAGGAAGCUGAAAAGGACUCUGCUAAUAUUUAUUUCUGCACUGUGAUGGACAGGCUUGGUAUGUAUUUAAUUCUCUGUGUUCCUUUACUUCGACUUUGUGAUCUUGAAACAAAGUUUACUUUCUGUUCCAAACGUUUGAAUGAAUAUAUUUAUGUGUUCUGCAAAACCAAUAAUACUAUGCAUGAUUUCUUACUCAUUUUUUUUAUAUUUAUACUGUUUGUUGCAACAAUUAACGAGAAUAAAGAAGUUCACUUUGAUGUCCCUUCAAGCGUUUCAUGAGACUGUGUAAAUCUGUAUGUUUAUAUAUUAGGUAUGGGGGGGGAGUGACCUGACCCAGAUCAGACUCAAACUGAGGCACCAAUGAACGUUGCAUCCAACUCUGACUUCUUUUGAGCUUGUGUAUCGUAGCCUGGUUUUCUCAAAGGAUUUUGCUGUAUCACUCAGACAUGUUGUCAGUGUGCUAGAUCCUCAAAAGGAGAAGAUGCAAAGUGUUGAGUUGAUUUGAGGUUAAUGAGUGAACAGAUGUAAACAGAACAGGACAGUUAGUAACAGGAAGUUGGUGUACCACAGGAAGUAGAUAAUGUGUCAGAUCCACCUGUCUACUUUCACACAGCUCUAAAAACCUGGAAAUGACCUGGUUGUUUUGAACUGAUGUAGCAGUUGGCUAUGUUACAUGCCUGGGCUAUUAAAAUGAAAGCUCUGUGUCUUUAUUUAUUUCUUAAAGUUUUACAGACUUAUUUAUUGAACCAUUAUGUUCAUCUAUCAGACCUCCAUUCGGCUCCAUCCACCACUGACACUAUCCUGCAGGGUCCCAGUACCGCUCUUACAAAUAAUAUUUACGCUGCUGUUAUUAAGGUGUUCAAGGGAGAGGAACUACAGCCGAAUGAACUGUACAGCUUGAAUGAAAAUACUAGGUGGCUUCUGAGGACAGAUAUGGGGUACUUUAUCAAAGAAUAUUUUCAGAAUCAGAUUUUGACCAAAGGUCUAUCAAUCAUUUUGGAUGAGAUUCAGAAGCAUGAAGGAGAGAGACAGCUGUUUGUUUUGGCCCAGGUGUGGGAUAGGUUUUUCACCGAGAUUCUGCCAACGCUGCAGGCUAUUUUAUAUCCUCUGCAGGGGCAGGAGUUGACGGUGAGACAGAUGGCUCUUCUAGGUUUCAGGGAUCUGGUCCUAUUGAAGCUCUCUCUGGGUGACCUGCUGUGCAAGAAUCUGUCUCUCAUCCCAGCAUGCAUCACACAAAUGCUACUUGUGCUACAGGGAAUUCAGGAAUCCAGAGGCCCAUCAAAGCAAUAUUGCCAACUUGAGAGUCUGGUGGCGCUAGUGGUCAGACCCUACUUAUGGAACUGCAGACACACAACCUGCACUGAACAAAGCACCAAAACAGCACAAGUGACUCAUCCUGAGAUAAGGAUUACUCAUCACAUCUCUGAAGACUCUCUGCUGUCCCCUGUAGUAGAACAGGAAGGGGAGAUGUACCUCGAGCGAGUGGGAAACCUACGACGCCACAGUGUGACAAAUGUUCAUUCAGACAUUCAGCUGCUCACUGUUACCAGUAGAGUUUACACUGGGGUGGACGACAGCUGCCAGACCAUGGAAAGAAAGACAGAAACUAUCUGACAUUCAAUAAUUUAUAAAGACAAACAUUAAAACAUCUGAGCACUGUAUAUUGUGAUGUAAAAAACAUGAUAUGAAAAAAUAGUUGUCAGAAUUCCAGUGUCAAUAUAAUUAUCAGAUUAACUCGCAUAUAUUAGUCCAUCUGAUUAAAGAAAAGGUAUUCA